Aspergillus terreus NIH2624 is the source of this 2241-nucleotide messenger RNA. RefSeq lists its product as uncharacterized. The record is from RefSeq and is a predicted model, not a curated record. Gene Ontology annotation, biological process: DNA-templated transcription; regulation of DNA-templated transcription. Gene Ontology annotation, cellular component: nucleus. The coding region runs from base 1 to 2241 and encodes 746 amino acids. Lineage: Eukaryota; Fungi; Ascomycota; Eurotiomycetes; Eurotiales; Aspergillaceae. Gene Ontology annotation, molecular function: transcription cis-regulatory region binding; DNA-binding transcription factor activity, RNA polymerase II-specific; zinc ion binding. The transcript is spliced from 3 exons.
AUGUCGACGGCAUCUAGUGCAGCUGGUGACCCUGCUGCCGGUCAACAAGCGGCCCCCACGCUGCAACUAAACAGGUCCUGCGAAUCAUGCCGAAGCCUCAAAGUCCGCUGUCUGCCUGACAGCAAUUCGCCCAACCAAUGUCAAAGGUGCGCAAAGGCAAAAAGAGCUUGUGUUUUUGUGGCGCCGCAGAAGCGACGGCCCCGCAAGAGGACCGACUCCCGGGUCGCGCAGCUGGAAAGAGAGAUGCGUCAAAUGCGGUCUCUCUUGAAAGGUCGCUUGCAGGCGGAUGACAGUGGCCCGGAUAGCUCUGACAGCGAUAUGGAAGCAUCCCUAGAAUCAGAUCAGAAGAUGGACCGGAACGAGACCCUGUCACCGGCUAUGGAAGCUCAAAGCAACACGUCAGGCCCCACGAGACACAUCGAUUCCCAUUCUCCCAGGUUCCCACCACCACCGCUCCCUCGCGACAUUGGGUUUCCCUUGACGUCCUUUACACCCACCCUUACCGAAUCCUUUCCGGACAACACCUCCGGACCUGAUGUCAUUGAACGAGGCGUGAUCUCCCUGGAGUAUGCUGAAAAGCUGGUGGUUUUCUUUGUGACUGAGCUCAUGGUUUUCGUUCCCAUGGUGCUACUUCCUCCAGACACCACGGCAUCCCGGUUGCGUCGCUCAAAGCCAGUGUUAUUUCUCUCUGUGUUGGCAGCGGCUGCUUUAUCCGUGGACGAUAAUCUGGCAGCUGUCCUCAACCAGGAACUGGUCCGACUGUAUGCGGAACGAUUCUUUAUCAAUGGGGAUAAAUCUUUGGAAUUGGUCCAGGCUUUGCUGCUCAUGAUCAUCUUCUAUUACCCUCCAGACUCACCGCUGAAACUCCAAUACUACCAAUAUACCCAUAUCGCUGCCACCAUGGCAUUGGAGAUAGGUCUGGCAUCAGGGAGCAAUGUGACGAAUGAGAUGAGCAGCAAGCCCAAUAAACGUGGCACUUAUGAUGAACAUCUUGCCCAGCAAGCGAGAGCAGUUCUAGGAUGUUACCAUUUAGCGUCCACGGUUGCGAUGAAAACACGUAGGCCGAAUCUGCUGUCUUGGAACCCGUGGAUGAACAAGUGUACACUCCACCUGCAGCGUUCGCCCCAUGUCAGGGACAGGCAGAUGGCUGUAUGGUUCGAGCUGCAGAGACUUGUUGACGAAGUUAUGACUUCCUUUGGUCUAGAGGACACCAGCGUCGUCAAUCCGUUGUCAGAAAUGCGUAUCCUGACGAUUCUGAGGUGGUUUGACGAUCGUAUGCAGUCCUGGAAGAAGAACAUAUCUCCUGAAAUGCUACAUGUCCCAAUAGCGUUCGAGUACCACUAUACCAAGCUUGCCAUAUAUGAGCUAGCUGUUGGCGAAGGAUACCGGGAUCCUGAGUCGAUCAAGCAGCAAUAUUAUACGCUACCAGCACCGGACAGUGAUAUACAGCGCAAGGAUGCCCCACUGAGCGCUGCCCGCAUAGACAUCACGAUCAAAUGGAUGAAUGCGGCUCAAGAGAUGCUGGACUUCUUUCUCACUUGCGACACAGACCUUUUGCGCAAGAUCCCCAACCUCGUUUACGCACGGGUUGGCGCUGCCAUGAUGUCUCUGUUGAAGAUCUACCAUUCCGUCAGUGUGGGAUCCUUGGGGGAAGUAGUGACGCCGGAAACAAUCAAGACUGGGGUUUAUCUCGACGCUUUGGGCCGCAGACUCACCGAAGCAAGUGGAGAUAAGAAGUACCGGGUUCCGAGCCGCUGGUUAUAUGUCAUCGCUGUAAAAGGUCGAAGUUGGUAUGAGCAAAUCCAAGAAAAGACACACCCAGAUGACAGGCAGGAUCUCCACGCGGCGACAGGCACACCAGUAAAUCACCCCAACGCUCUGCACACCCCACAAUCGUUCGGGCCUGGUGUCCAAACAUCAAUGGAAAUGGGUGCGGACGUUUCGCAGAUUCCUAGUUUUCAUCCCAUGCCCGGCGGAACUUAUGGACCUGGGCCACCGGUAGGCCCCGUUUGGCCAACGGAUCAGCCAGGUACGGGUGUCCAGAAUUAUCUUACCAUGCAACAGAUGGCAACCUAUCCGCCGCCGGUGUUGGCAUCAUAUGCGUACGGGGGACUGCAGCAGCAGGUAUCUCCAGGAGGCACCCACCAUCACAGGCCGAUGCCUCCGACAAAUAGGGCGGAAGGGGACUGCUGGGUUCCUGAGGGCAAUGUAUAUGGGAUGUCGAAUAUGCAGGGGUUUUAG